GCCGCUCUCUGCCAAACAAAAUAAUGUGCCUACAAUCCUUGAUGUCCACUGACACUUAUCACAAUACUGCGAUAAUCACAUUACAAGAAACAUGGUUACACGAACUGUACGAUGUCAAUCUCAUCUCUCUAAAGGACUUCAUCCUAUUUAGACAAGACCGAAAAUGUGGUAAUAAGAAAAAUGGGGGUGGAGUAGCAACCUUCAUUAACUCCAAAUGGUCUAUUUCUAAUAAUGUUUGCUUCUCAUUCUCAAAUGACUUCAUAGACUGUAUCACCGUCAAAUGUCGUCCAAAACAUCUCCCCAAAUAUAAACACAUCUUUAUCACAAACAUGUACAUUUCUCCAAGUUGCUCACUAUCUAAUCUUUCAAAUUUUGCUGAUGAAUUCACCAUGUUUGCUGCUGCCAACUUCGAUAACUCUCUAUCUGUUAUUACUGGGGACUUCAACUCGUCAGAUUGCUCCUUCCUUGCAGCACUUGGUCACUCUAACAUUGUCAAAUUUCCCACUCGACUAGACAAAACACUUGAUUUCGUUUUUACAAAUGACGAAGGAAUCUACGAAGCACGUAAACGUGCACCGAUCCUCAACUCUGAUCACUCUAUUGUUCGUGUUCUACAUAAAUAUACAGCAAAACACAUAUUAAAGUCUUCUCGCAUCUCUCUAUGAAAGAACAACAAAGAUGCUACUCAUCCGAAAACUUACUCAAUCUAAGGUGCAUGUUACAAAAUACUAACUGGGAUUUAUUCCAUGAAAGUUCAUUAGAUGACACAAUUGUCAAUAUAACGGAUUAUCUUAAGUUCUGCCUUGAUAUAUGCUGUCCCAAACAAACUCUAUUCAAACGCCUCGACCGCUUCUCAUCUCCUUAUCUCAAACAACUUCGCAGGAAAAAAGAAACUUUAUACAAAUCCAAAGACAAAUUAGGACUCAAGAAGAUUAAUGCUCAGAUCAAAUC
Trichobilharzia szidati is the source of this 951-nucleotide messenger RNA. The record is from the annotation of a GenBank genome assembly. Lineage: Eukaryota; Metazoa; Platyhelminthes; Trematoda; Strigeidida; Schistosomatidae.